AUGAACGCACGGACUGCAACAGAAGAAACAGUUGUGGCGACAUACCGCAACAGAAGAAACAGUUGUGGCAACAGAAGAAACAGUUGUGGCGUCACCACAAAUUUUACUAUCAUUGAAGAUCGCGAAGACAAGUUGUAAAAGUAUCCCUUGCUUCUUGUCUUCUCUUUUUCGAACAAAAUAGAAAAACACGGCGAGAAAAAAUUACUUCAGCACCUUCCCACAAACAAAAAGUAGAAACGAGAGCGCCAAGCAAUUCCAAUAGCACGGACCACGGCAACUUCCAUUUCAAAGAUAGAUAUUCAUACUCCCUAGCUGUAGCAGUAGCUUCUUCCAUUUCAAAACUCAUAAGUGUCG
Amoebophrya sp. A120 is the source of this 354-nucleotide messenger RNA. Lineage: Eukaryota; Dinophyceae; Syndiniales; Amoebophryaceae. The record is from the annotation of a GenBank genome assembly.